Molecule: messenger RNA, 1833 nt
Organism: Durio zibethinus
Lineage: Eukaryota; Viridiplantae; Streptophyta; Magnoliopsida; Malvales; Malvaceae
Product: iridoid oxidase-like
Molecular function (GO): monooxygenase activity; heme binding; iron ion binding
Source: RefSeq, a predicted model, not a curated record
AUGGAGUGCGAAAUUUUAGGAUUAAGUAUUGCCCUUUUGCUAUGGGUUGCAUGGGCCAUGGUGACGGAGCAGCGGCACCGGCGUUUGAAAGAGCUAGGCCAGCUUCCACCAGGGCCAAGAUGGUGGCCGGUGGUUGGCAAUAUUUUCCAGUUAGGUUGGGCACUACCACAUGCAUCGUUUGCUAAGUUGGCUCGUCAACAUGGACCCAUCAUGACUCUAUGGCUAGGUUCAAUGAGCACCGUGGUCAUCUCAUCCAACGAGGUGGCUCGUGAAAUGUUCAAGAACCAUGAUGUGGUGCUUGCGGGGCGAAAAAUCUACGAGGCCAUGAAAGGAGAUUUUGGCCAUGAAGGGUCUCUUAUUACAUCUCAGUAUGGUUCGCAUUGGCGCAUGCUAAGGCGCUUAUGCACCACAGAAUUUUUCGUAACUAGCCGCCUUGAUGCCAUGCGGGGAGUUAGAGGAAGGUGCAUAGAUCGGAUGGUGCAAUUUAUUGAAGAUACUGGUGCAAAUGGUACCAAAUCUAUUGAUAUUGGGAGAUUUUUCUUCUUGAUGGCAUUUAAUCUAAUUGGAAACCUUAUGUUUUCAAAAGAUUUGUUGGAUCCUAAAUCGGAAAGUGGUGCACAGUUCUUUUAUCAUGCAGGGAAAGUCAUGGAGUUGGCUGGUAAGCCAAAUGUUGCGGAUUUCUUACCAAUUCUAAGAUGGCUUGACCCGCAAGGUAUAAGGAGAAAAACCCAGUUUCAUGUUGAACGAGCUUUUGAAAUUGCAGGACGGUUCAUCAAGGAAAGGAUGGAAAGUAUGGAAAAUGGAAACUAUGAAGGGAAAAGAAAAGAUUUCUUAGAUGUGCUUUUGGAAUUUCGUGGUGAUGGGAUGGAGGAGCCAUCUAAGUUUUCUUCUAGAACCAUUAAUGUUAUUGUUUUUGAGAUGUUCACUGCAGGAACUGACACAACUACAAGCACUUUAGAGUGGGCUAUGGCUGAGCUUCUACACAACCCAAGGACACUGAAAAAUGUCCAAGCUGAAUUGAGAAGCACUUUAGGCCCUGGCAGGAAGCUUGAAGAGAAGGAUAUCGAAAACCUGCCAUAUCUUAAAGCAGUAAUCAAAGAAACAUUAAGACUUCACCCACCUCUCCCUUUCUUAGUUCCUCACAUGGCUAUGGACUCUUGCAAGAUGUUGGGUUACCAUAUUCCCAAAGAAACACAAAUUUUGGUCAAUGUUUGGGCAAUUGGAAGAGAUUCAAAAACAUGGGAAGACCCUUCAGUUUUCAAACCAGAGAGAUUCUUGGAGCCAAACAUGGUGGAUUACAAGGGACAGCAUUUCGAGUUUAUACCAUUCGGGUCUGGUCGGAGGAUGUGUCCAGCUGUGCCACUUGCAUCUCGUGUGCUCCCAAUGGCACUGGGUUCGCUUUUGCAUUCCUUUAAUUGGACUUUAGCUGAUGGGCUUAAACCUGAAGACUUGGACAUGACUGAGAGAGUCGGAAUAACACUAAGGAAAUCUGUUCCCUUAAGGGUCGUACCAAUACCAUUCAAGAGGCCCACAUGGAAGGCCUCUGAUUAAAUAUUUUCCCCAAUUAAACAAGGUGAAGAUAAAGGAUGUCAAGGCAGACAAGGGUUUUGGCUUUAGCAGCCUAAGCGGCAGACAUCCUUCAACUAAUUUUCGCUGUGUUUUCGUGUGUGCAACUUAAUGUUCACGUGUGUGAGUUCGAGACUUUUGAAUACAAAUAGCUAAUGAAGUAGGACGAAUAAUGCAUAGUACCAUCUGUAAGUCUUGUGAAUAGUAGCCAAAUUAUUCAAAAUUUCUUGUUAAAUGUUUUAGCAUUGUGAAGAACCAAGAUAAUGU